This is a messenger RNA of Eublepharis macularius, 1274 nucleotides long. RefSeq names its product acireductone dioxygenase 1 (gene ADI1). Bases 45 to 587 code for a protein of 180 amino acids. Gene Ontology annotation, molecular function: acireductone dioxygenase [iron(II)-requiring] activity. The transcript has 4 exons. Lineage: Eukaryota; Metazoa; Chordata; Lepidosauria; Squamata; Eublepharidae. The record is from RefSeq and is a predicted model, not a curated record.
UUUGCGGCGCAGGCCGUGCAAACGCUGAGCGGCGAGGAAGCAGGAUGGUGGAAAUGUGGUAUAUGGAUGAGUCCCCGGGGGACCAAAGGAAGCCGCACCGCCUGGAGCCCAACCAGCCCGUCAGCCUCGAGCAGCUGAGGCGGCUGGGCGUUUUCUAUUGGAAACUCGAUGCUGAUAUCUAUGAGACUGAUCCGGACCUAGCAAAAAUUCGGAAGGAGAAUAACUACUCUUGGAUGGAUAUAAUCACUAUACACAAAGAUAAACUGCCAGAUUAUGAAGAGAAGAUAAAAAUAUUUUAUGAAGAGCACUUACACCUGGAUGAUGAGAUUCGCUACACCCUGGAAGGAAGUGGAUAUAUUGACGUUCGUGAUAAAGACGACAAAUGGAUUCGAAUCGCCAUGGAAAAAGGAGACAUGAUCACACUCCCUGCUGGCAUCUAUCACCGAUUUACACUGGAUGAAUCUAAUUAUAUGAAAGCAAUGCGGCUGUUUGCUGGAGAACCCGUGUGGACGGCUUACAACAGGCCAGCUGAUCACUUUCCGGUUCGGGUCCAGUACCUGCAGUUUUUAGCACAAGCAUUUCAAUAAACCUUUAGGAAGGCUUAACACUCAAGAUUGCCCUGCAACUUCUGUAAAGUACAAAUGAAAAAAUUGCUUUGUUAACACUACCUGCUAUAUAUGAGCAUUUGGUUUCCUGCAGCUCUAACGCAGGGAAAGCUUAGGGACAGAGUGUUGAACUGUUCAUCCUUUAUUGAUCACCAUAUGAUUAUGGUUAAAUUUUUUCGAAGUACAAGAGCGGAUUGUGGGUUUGUAUUGCACCUUGGUUUAUUUCAAGGGUUUUCCCUGCUCAUUCAUGAAAUUAUGUUUAGUUGUAUGUUUAAUUUUCCUCUGAAGUUUGAUACAGUAGAGUGUUGAUCAGUCCUUUGUUAUUCAUCCUUUUACUUUCCAAUGUAGCAAAAUACUUAUUCAGUCAUAAACUCAUUUAUUUUUAAUAAUAGAAGAUAAAAGAUCUGUUACAUAUUCUGAGCAGAAAGAAUUGGUAUCGGUUUCUUUGCUCUGUGUAAGUCAGACUUUUAAUUGUAGUGAAGUUUUUCAAACUGGAGCAGAUCAGCUCAGGAUAUCAAUCUUUCUCUUUUUCUCUUACAAAUAACUGGUGUGCAAAUCAGUCUUGUUGGGUUAUUUCCUGCCUUAUCUGAAAACUCUUUUAUACUUUAUAAUUAUUGUGACUUUAUUUUUGCAGUGUUUUAAUAAAAAAUGCUGCGUUUUAGACUUGCA